CAGACAUGAGAGGGAGUGGGAGGGAGGGAGGAGAGGCAGGGCAGUCCUAUUACCAACUGAACAUGAUCAUUUCAACAAAAUGGAUCCAGGAAGCCCCAGCCCUUUCUCAAAGCUCGCAAACUCCAAUGCAAGAGGAAGUGACGCAGGGCAGUUUGAGGAAGUUCCCCUCAGAAUUCUGUCUCUGGGGCAGUGGGAACCAGCAAGAGAUGCAGAACUGGAGAAGCAGUGGGUUUCUCAGAAAGAGACGGAGUCAGCGCUUGACGCAAUACCAACUGCAGUGACACAGACUAACCAUAAGGUGGCAGCAGACAAAUCGAGGUUCCAUACUCUGGGCUAUCAGAAGAGGCAGAAGAACAAUGUGAUCACUGACUUAGGAACCGUCAGUAAGGGAGUGUCUGGAAGCAGUAGAUCUCGCGGUGGUAUUCAGGCACUCUUCGCCCAGGGACUGUCUGAAAAGGCACCCACCCUAGAGGAACGUUCUCAGUUGGAGAGUUUGAAACAAGCUCUGCAGUCAUUUCCUCUGCCAGCACUGCCUGACUGGAAGAGGGGAGGAGGAGGAGGAGGAGGAGGUGGAGGAGGUGGAGAAGGAGGUGAAGGGGAAGGAGGAGUAACAGACGUUUCAUUGGAGGAGAGCUGGACUCGUAUCGUACACUCUCACGUGAGCAUGACUAAGACACAGCGGCACCAGCAGGAGGCGCUGUGGGAGUUGAUACAUACUGAAUUGAAUUACAUUAGAAAGCUUACAAUUGUGAAUGAUCUGGUGAUUGCAGCCCUAGUCUACCUACGGAACGAUGGGUUUUUACCAGAGGUCACCCCAGAGCUCCUCUUUUCGAAUCUUCCUUCCAUACUGCAAGCUCACCGCCUUUUCUGGCAUGAAGUACUGCUCCCUUCGGUACAGGAAGUCAGGGAGACCGGGAAACCCUUUGACCCCGUGAAACUGGAGGAAGGCUGCAUGCAGUUCAGCGAACGCUUUGCCCCCUACCUCCAGUACUGCUGGGAGGAGGAGAGGAUUAUGGACUUCACCCGUAAGCAAGCCUCCAACCCCCACUUCCAGGCCUAUGUCGAAUGGGUGGAGACGUGCCCGCUGGUUCACAGGAUGCGGCUCGGUGACAUGCAGGCCAAGCCCCACAUGCGGAUCACAAAGUACCGGCUGGUGCUGGAGGCCAUUUUGAAGAGCACACAGGACCCUGUGGCACAGUACUCCGUCAGGAGGAUGCUCACCAGUGUCAAUAGCUUUGUGGACAGCAUCAAUGGAUACCUGGCAUUCAAAUGUGAUGAGCUUGCUCUCUCUCAGACAGCUCAGAGAGUGGAGGGGUAUGAGGUGACAGAGACAACGAAUGAAGAGAUCGACAAGUAUAUAAAGGAGUUCUGCUCCUUCGAUUUAACAAGCCCUAUCCUGGGGUUGGGACCUGCCGAUACACGCAAGCUGGUUUCAGAGGAGACUCUCAGGAUCAGAGAGAAGAAAGACAAUAAGGUGGAGGUGGUCGUGCUGCUGUUCUCGGACGUGCUGCUGGUGACCAAGGUGCAGAGGAAGUCGGAGAAGCUGAAGGUCGCGCGCCCCCCGCUGGUCCUGGAGAGAACUCACUGCGCUGCUCUGAAAGACGGCUGUUCAUUUGUGCUGGUGGAGAAGAGUGAAUUGGGCUGUGCUGUGAAUGUGUACACAAUCUUCACCCCAACCCCAGAGAGCUGCUCCGCUUGGGUCAAUGCCUUUGCUACGGCACAGAAAUCCCUGGCAACCAAGAGAGAGAGAGAGAUGUCUCACAGAUUGGGGGACAUCAGCCUGGGCUCAAUGCAGGUUGAGAAACAGGUCCUUCCUCUAUCAAAAGCAGAAAGGACAAUUGAGGAGCAAAAGGAACAAAUAAGACAAUUAGAGGUUGAGCUGGCGCUCUUACCAGGGCAAAAACAAGAAAAUGGGGGCAGUGAGAAACCAUCUGAGAAUGGGACAUUGCCUUUCACAAUUACAGAUAAAAACCUUCAGAACCAAUUGAAAAACUUAAACUCCACGUUGGCAGGAAGAAACAUCCCAAGCAGCCAAUCAGCACGGGGGAAUUUUGCAAUGGGGCGAGGCAAACGGCAGAACAGGAAUUCUGGGAAAAUGGAUGUGGCGAUGUCAAAGGGGCAGGCAGAGGAGGACAGGGAAUUCACUGAACAUGAGUAUCCAGGCAUAAAAGAGAGAAGGGUUACAUGGAAUAGCAAUAAACCAAGACCUGGUCCAGCCUCCCCCAAAAAACACAUAAUAUCACCGGCGGUCUCUAAUGAAAACCAGUCAAAUGCUUCUCAGUCCCCACUGCCGGGCAAGAGGCAGACUCCCGAGAUCACACACACCAAAUCGGCACCAAGCCUGAAGGAUACUUUGGCUUGGGACUCAAUAUCCAAGGAGGGUCCACCACAAGGAAGAAAAUUAUCUUGGAUAGAUUCCGAGGGCCAGUCAUCAGACCAGCAGUCUGGAAGAGAUUCUAACUCCAGCCAAUCAGAAGAUGACUUUUUAAAGGAGCCGCGGGCGUUUUCGCGGCGGCAGAAUUCUCCACGAUUACGGAGGGGGCAUCCCGUCGUUCAGCACGGUCCCUUCCCGCAGCCCCCGAAUUCGGAGGACGCCGUGUUUGUGUUCCGUGCCAGUUCCUCCUCUGCCUCAGACUACAAACGGGGCCUACACUGGACACCCCAGUGGCCCGCUCCGAAGCCGCACUCUCAUUUAGGCCUGGGUCUGUGGACCGGGAGAGGGAAUUGGGCGGGGCACCGGAACGGCGCUGUGCCGAGACCGUCCCCUGAGCCCGGGACCGUCUCUGAACCAGAGCUGCCUGCUGCAAUGCCUGAGCAAAACUCCCAAAAAAGGCCUAAGUUCAAGACCCAAAGGAGUGUGUCCAUUCCAGACAUCAUAAUUCAGGCAGGGAGUCUGGAGACCGACUCCCAGACCUCCCAGUGCUCCCAGCCUGAGGGGGGCAUUCAGCGGCACUCCUCCCUGGCACCGGGCAUCUUAGAGCGAGUGAGGGGGCGAGCAGAGGAGCGAGGGAGGGAAGGAGCGAAAGCAAGGAGGUCUAGCACGAGCUUGGGCUCCAGGAGCUUCUUUCUGGACUCGACCCCGUCUGCCUCUCGGUCCACAUCUCCAUCCCUGUCUCCCUGCGAGGCGGGGCUGCACACCCCCACUGCUGUGCAAGAAGGAGAGGAAGAGGAGGGCGGCAAGAAAGGGAGGAAGCACAGUUCUAGCUUCCCUUUCCCCCCCGUUGGCGCCAGUGUUGAUUGGUCGGGUUGGUGCGUCGAUGACGACGAGGUCAUGGUUUUCCUGGUUCCAGAAGACAGCGGAGGGCAGGGUGUGGCGGGAGACAGCAGAGGGCAGGGUGUGGCGGGAGACAGCGGAGGGCAGGGUGUGGCGGGAGACAGCGGAGGGCAGGGUGUGGCGGGAGACAGCGGAGGGCAGGGUGUGGCGGGAGACAGCGGAGGGCAGGGUGUGGCGGGAGACAGGGGGAGUCGGACGCUCACCCUCAGUGACCUCCAGAGAAUAAGCAGGCAGGAGGACGGGGAGUGUAGCGAGGUGUAG
Molecule: messenger RNA, 3535 nt
Organism: Conger conger (European conger)
Lineage: Eukaryota; Metazoa; Chordata; Actinopteri; Anguilliformes; Congridae
Gene: plekhg6
Product: pleckstrin homology domain containing, family G (with RhoGef domain) member 6
Exons: 15
Coding region: 80-3535 (1151 amino acids)
Biological process (GO): Rho protein signal transduction; endothelial cell migration
Cellular component (GO): plasma membrane; endocytic vesicle; axon
Molecular function (GO): guanyl-nucleotide exchange factor activity
Source: RefSeq, a predicted model, not a curated record